This is a messenger RNA of Penicillium concentricum, 5355 nucleotides long. Its product is annotated as type I polyketide synthase. The transcript has a single exon. NCBI's taxonomy places the organism in Eukaryota, Fungi, Ascomycota, Eurotiomycetes, Eurotiales, Aspergillaceae. Gene Ontology annotation, biological process: fatty acid biosynthetic process; secondary metabolite biosynthetic process. Gene Ontology annotation, molecular function: fatty acid synthase activity; phosphopantetheine binding; 3-oxoacyl-[acyl-carrier-protein] synthase activity. The record is from RefSeq and is a predicted model, not a curated record. The coding region runs from base 1 to 5355 and encodes 1784 amino acids.
AUGAUUGCUUCAACCAGCAGCAUAGAGGCUCUCACCCCCACAGAGGGUUCCAACAAUAGCAAAGGCACAACGACUCCCGCAACGAGCACCGAAGACGCUGAGAUGCAAGAUGAUCCCCUCCACAAUGAUAUCAAUGGCGAGGUUGCCAUAAUAGGCAUGGCAUGUCGUGUCCCAGGAGACGUGAAGUCCCCCUCCGCACUGUGGCAGUUCCUCAUCCAGAAGGGCGAUGCUUCAGGAGACAUGCCCUCCUGGCGUUGGGAACCCUAUCGACAGCGCCAUCCUCGUAAUGCGGCCGUACUGGCUAAAACCACCAACAAGGGCUACUUCCUCAACAAUAUCGACCAGUUCGAUGCUGCUUUCUUCGCGAUCUCCCCGCGCGAGGCGGAGCAGAUGGACCCUCAGCAGCGCAUUGCCCUCGAGGUUGCCUGGGAGGCAUUGGAGGAUGCAGGCAUCUCUCCUUCCCGUCUUGCGGGUUCAAACACUUCAGUAUACAUGGGUGUCAACUCCGAUGACUACGCCAAGCUGGUCUUGGAAGACCUCCCCGAUGUGGGUGCACAUAUGGGCGUUGGCACAGCCUACUGCGGAAUCCCCAGCCGUAUAUCAUAUCUGCUGGAUCUGAUGGGUCCUAGCGUUGCACUGGAUGCGGCCUGUGCAUCAUCUCUGGUUGCGGUACACCAUGCCCGACAGGCUAUCCGUGCUGGCGAGACCGAUCUAGCCAUCGCAGGCGGCGUCAACGCACUCCUGGGACCCGGAUUGACCCGGGUGCUGGACGAAGCGGGAGCCAUCUCCGCGGAUGGAAAGUGUCGUUCCUUCGACGACUCUGCUAGCGGGUAUGGCAGAGGCGAAGGGGCGGGUGUUGUCAUCCUAAAGCGUCUGGAUAAAGCCCUGACAGACGGCGACCAGGUGCUAGCUGUACUGAAGGGCAGUGCAGUAGCUUCGGAUGGCAAGACGCUCGGAAUUAUGGCCCCGAACGCGCAGGCACAGCUUCUCGUUGCCCAAAAGGCACUCAAGGAGGCGAAGGUGGCGUCCGACUCAAUCAACUAUAUUGAGGCACAUGCCACUUCCACAUCACUGGGCGAUCCCACAGAAACAAGGGCCUUAGCUGAGGUUUACGGUAUGGCAUCCGGGCGGCAUCCAUCCAACCCGUGCUAUAUCGGUUCUAUCAAGCCGAAUAUCGGCCAUUUGGAGGCCGGUGCCGGUGUUAUGGGUCUCAUCAAGGCGGUUCUUGUGCUUCGCCAUGGCCAAGUGCCCCCACAGGCCAAUUUGCAUACCUUGAAUAGCAAGAUUGCAUGGAAAGAGAGCUUACUAUGCCCGGCCCGCGAGCUGGUGACAUUACCCCACGGCAACUCAUCACGACCGUUGCGGGCGGCUGUAGCAUCCUACGGAUACAGCGGUACAGUAUCGCAUGCGAUUAUCGAGGCCUUUUCAGGACGAUCCUUGUUCGCCGAUCGAUUGGCCCAGAUUCCAGACAGUGAUGCUGCGCCAGUCCUUCUUCUCUUGUCCGUGCCUCAAGCGAACCGAAUCUCAACAACAGCUAGCGGCCUAAGCCAAUGGCUGCGCGAAAGCGAUGGAGCGGUAUCCCUGGCAACAGUCGCCUCGACGCUAUCACAGCGUCGGGCGCAUCAUCGCUUCCGCCACGCCAUAGUCGUUGAUUCCGUCGCAAACACCAUCCUCGCCCUCGAUGACCUGGCCAAGGAUGUGACAAAUCGUUGGGCUAUCAAUGACCGAAUUGGAUCCGAGGCAGCAAAGGGCACAGUCUGGGUAUUCUCAGGCCAUGGUGCGCAGUGGCCCGAUAUGGGUCGCGAAUUAUUUCACACUAGCCCAGCAUUCGGAGAAGUAGUUCGCAAUCUGGAGCCAAUUAUUCAAGCCGAGCUAGGGUUCUCCGCGAUUGAAUCCUUGCAAACCGGCUGUCCGGAUCGCACCGAUGUCAUCCAGGCGAUGACAUUCCUCAUGCAUCUAGGCAUCGCCGCCGUGCUCGAGGCGGAGUCUGGUCCUCCUAACGCUGUUGUGGGCCAUUCACUAGGCGAGGCCGCUGCGGCAGUCAUAUCUGGGGCCCUGACCUGGCAUGAAGCAGCUCUAGUAGUAUGUCGACGAGCGCGCCUUUACCGUGAGUUCAUCGGCCAAGGUGCGAUGGCCCUGGUUCGGCUGCCGGUGUCUGAGGCCCGUGCGCGUAUCGCCACGCACCCGGGCGCGUCGGUCGCAAUUGAGGCAUCGCCGACCGCGUGUGUGGUGUCUGGCAAUAUUGACGCUGUCCAGAAAAUAUCUCAACAAUGGCGUGAAGAAGGUAUCGAGGUGCGUGCCGUCGCUACGGAUGUGCCCUUUCAUACACCCCUGCUGGAGAAGUUAGCUGGUCCCCUUCGUGACGCGCUCAAGGGCGAGCUACACCCUCAAGAGCCGCAUCGGGCGCUCUAUUCGACUUCACUGUUGGAUCCACGGUCAGAAGUACCACGCGAUGCCGAAUACUGGGUGAUGAACAUGGUCCAACCGGUCCGAUUGCAGUCGACAGUCGUCGCACUCGUGGACGAUGGAUUCCGCGCAUUUGUGGAACUGGCGAGUCAUCCCAUCAUAACGCACUCGAUCGUCGAGACUAUCAGCGAGCGGACGACGGACCGGUUUAUGGCGACACCCACGAUGGUGCGUAUGCAGCCGGUGCUAAAGAGCAUCUUGGCCGCCGUGGGCCGUCUGCACUGCUUCGGCUGCACUGUGAAAUGUACAGAUCUUGACCCGACUGCGCCAUGGAGUUCAUCUGUUCCUGGAACAAAGUGGCAUCACCAGUCAUUCUAUCGUGCUGUGAGCGGGAUGACGACUGCACAACUGGCGCCAACACACAAACCUGCGGCCAAUGACUUGCUAGGUGCUCGCACCGCGCUGUGGGGAACGGAUGAGGUGCUAUAUCAAACCCGCCUCGAGGAGGACAAUCGGCCUUUUCCUGGCCGCCACCCACUCCAUGGGUCAGAAAUUGUGCCUGCUGCUGUCCUCUUACGCACAUUCCUGCGUGCACUCUCUCCUAGAAGCGUGGAGGAUGUCUCCCUUCAGGUGCCUGUGGUGGUGUCUCCGGCCCGGGAGAUCCAGAUCCGGCAUAAUACGCGUAGCAUCACUAUCACAUCUCGUCUUGAGGAGUCCACUAGCAAUGAAGAUGGGUCGUGGCUUGUCAAUACUAGUGCAACCGUGGGCGCAGCUGAUUCAAGACCCUCCGUCAGCCAUGUCAACAUAGUAGAGAUCCGGAAAAGACUCCCACAGAAGCUGUCGGACAACUUCUCGAUGGAUUACCUCGCCUCUGUGGGUGUAUCUGCCAUGGGAUUUCCAUGGCGGGUAGCUCAGCAUGUGGCCAGCGACAACGAGAUGCUAGCCAGGGUGAACGCCAAUCCGGACAACCUGCCCGGCAUGGACGAUCUUUUGACGUCCGCCAUGGAUGCAGCAACCUCCAUCGCUUCAACCCUCUGGCACUGUGCGCCCCGACUCCGCAUGCCCACGGCUGUCCGUCGCGCCGUCGCUGUUGACGUGGCCACCCCGCAAGUCGUGUACAUCCACUGCAGGAAGACACAAUCCUCCGUCGACGCAGCUGACGUGAUUAUCACCAGCAAGGAUGGCACCGUUCUUAUGGAGAUCCAGGGUAUGGCCUUCGCCGGUGUCGAGGGCGAGUCGCUGUCGCGCAAAACCACCGCUGGUCUGGUGUAUCAAAUCAGCUGGCCGCCUGCGGCACUGGUUGAGGAGCCGUUGGAAUUUGCCCAUGUGGCCUUCCUAGCACCAGAUAUCACCAACUCUCAUGUAGAGACCUACCAGAGACAGCUUGAAAGCAGAGGUAUCUCCACCUCCAUUCAUGAACAUGCCUCUGACUUGCCCUUGACAACUUAUUCAUCUCUGGCUGUCGUCUACCUCCCUCAAGUCACCGAUCAAAUAUUCGAGACCGCUACCAGCGCCUGCAAUGGCCUCGUAUCAGCAGCCCAGGUUAUUCUAUCCUUCUCGGAUAAACCUAGGGUGCGCCUCUUCGCCCUCACCUCUGAAACCAAUCUGGGCCACAGUGCGCUCACAGGUCUCGGUCGCAUUCUGCAUACCGAACACCCUGAGAUCUGGGGUAGUCUCAUCGACCUCGAAGACCCCUCGGUCUUCCCGCUUAUGGCAAUGCGCUACGUGCGUAACGCUGACGUCAUCAAGGUCCAGGAUGGGGUUCCGCGCAUUGCUCGCCUUCGCCCGCUCCGCUCCUCUCCGCUCCUCCCCACCGCUGGACCCGCUACUCUCACAUUCUCCCCGGCAUCCACAUAUCUAAUCACAGGCGGACUUGGCUGCCUCGGCCUCUCUGUCGCACAAUGGAUGGUCACCCAAGGCGCGAGACGCAUUCUGCUGCUCUCUCGUCGCUCCCUACCCCCGAGGUCCACCUGGACCGCCUCGCAUAAACCCGAGACCCUGUCCAUCAUCCACAGUAUCCUCUCUCUUGAACGCCUCGGCGCCACUAUCCACUCCUUAGCCAUCGAUAUUUCCCAUCCAUCUGGGGUGACCAACCUUCGCUCGUCACUUACCACACUCAACCUCCCACCUGUCGCUGGCGUAGUUCACGCCGCUGGCAUCAUCCGCGACCAGCUCAUCGGGCAAAUCACUCCAGACGUCUUUGAUGCUGUUCUCGCGCCGAAGAUUGCAGGCGCCUUGGCGCUGCACACCGUCUUUCCUCCUAACUCCCCUGACUUGGACUUCUUCGUCCUCUUCUCUUCUUGUGGCCAACUCCUGGGAUUCCCGGGUCAGGCGUCGUACGCGAGUGGGAAUUCAUUUUUGGAUGCUUUGGCGCGAUCACGUAGAAAGGAGGGGGAUAAUUCCAUCUCGCUCCUUUGGACAUCUUGGCGGGGUAUGGGUAUGGGAGCUAGUUCCAAUGGAGCCCUAGAGGCGGAACUGUAUGCUCGUGGAAUUACGGAUGUGACUCCUGGUGAGGCCUUCCGGGCCUGGAGUUCCAUCUCUGCAGUUGAGGGUGCCGAUCAUGGAGUGGUUUUUCGAGCUCGGCCGCUUGAAUCUAGGGAACCGCUGCCACAUGCGAUUCUGAGGGAUAUUGUAACCAGGAAAGAGAGACUUGGGGAUGAGAGGGACAGGGAGAAGGGGCAACAAAGGGAGAAGUUAACUGGCAAAGAAUUGGCGGCAUAUCUGCACGUCGUUGUGAGAAAGUGUGUGUCGACGACAUUAUCGAUCCCCGAAGAUGAGGUAGAUGAGACAGUGGCGCUGCCUGAGAUGGGCAUGGACUCUGUCAUGACAGUCAACUUCCGCAUGAGCCUGCAGCAGACGCUAACAGUGAGUGUUGGGCCAACGUUGGUGUGGAAGUACCCUACGGUGCAUCACCUGGUUGAAUAUUUCUGUCAGGUAUUGGAAGAAUAA